This is a messenger RNA of Alternaria novae-zelandiae, 711 nucleotides long. RefSeq lists its product as uncharacterized. NCBI's taxonomy places the organism in Eukaryota, Fungi, Ascomycota, Dothideomycetes, Pleosporales, Pleosporaceae. Bases 1 to 711 code for a protein of 236 amino acids. The record is from RefSeq and is a predicted model, not a curated record. The transcript is spliced from 4 exons.
AUGGAGAAGGUGUCGCCGAUGUGGAUCAUCACGGCACUCUGUGUAGUGCCUUUCGGCAUGUAUCAACUGCUCAACCUUCUUAGCCCGUUGAUGCAGCGGUUGACGGCUAUGAAGAUCUCAGCGAUAUACAUUUACCCCAUCAAGUCGCUGCGAGCCGUCAAGGUCACCGAAGCCAUUGCCACCGCUCAUGGUUUCAAGCACGAUCGCUCCUUCAUGCUCCUCCAAAAAACCGAAGAAGGCUACAAAAACAUGGCCGUAGCCAAAUACCCCGAAAUGACGCAAUUCCUCCAAGAAAUGUCCAACGACACCAUCACCAUCAGAUACAUCGCCUACGGCGACUCAUCAAAGGCAACAUCAAUUCAAAUCCCACUCGAACCCGACACAGAUAAGCUGUCCCCCAUCAACAUCGACAUGCACUCCAGCCCCACGUCCGCCUUCCUAAUGCCCCAAAAGUACAACGACUGGUUCACAUCCUGUUUCGGCUACCCAGUCAUCUUCGUCUACCUAGGCACCAACCGACGCACCGUCCAAUUCCAAGACAUGCAGCCCGCUGCACCCUCGCCACUAACCCGUUUUCUCUCCAAAUACGUCCCGUUCACUGCCUCCUACGUCGAGAAAGCAAUGGGUCUGCACAAGCCCUCAGCAGCCGAAUCCUGGAAGAUCACUUUCGCAGACUGCGCCCCGUAUCUCUUCUGCUACCAGAAGGUAUGA